Molecule: messenger RNA, 669 nt
Organism: Porites evermanni
Lineage: Eukaryota; Metazoa; Cnidaria; Anthozoa; Scleractinia; Poritidae
Source: the annotation of a GenBank genome assembly
AUGGCUGCGCUGUUGUUCUCACUUCCAAGCUUAGAAUAUUCAAGAAUACUUCGGAUUUCCUGGAUCGUUGCCGUCUUAGCUCACUCAACUUAUGUUAUUUACAAAAGUCUUAAGGGAUCUGUGCAAACUGCUCCAAAAAAGACUCCGAAUUCAUCGCAAGUGCUGUUUUUCCCUGACAAGAAUCUUGUUUGUAAACAGUUUCUUUUCGAAGGAGAAUGCAAUCGCCGACGUUGCCAGUUUGCACACGAAGAAACUUCCUUGAGUAAGCUUAUAAGUGUACUUUUAGAAGCUACAGAAAGCCUUGAUGUGUGCGUAUUUACAAUCAACUGCAGGGAACUUGCAGAUGCGGUCGUUAAACUACACAAUGAUGGAGUUGUUGUUCGCGUGUUGACAGAUGAUGAACAAAUGGGAACAUCUGGUUCACAGAUUGAGAAAUUUAGACGAGAAGGCAUUUUGGUAAGACAUGACCUAUCUUCAUUCUUCAUGCACCACAAGUUUGCUGUUAUUGAUCGAAAACAGCUCGUGAAUGGCUCGUUCAACUGGACUAGACAAGCAGUUACUGGAAACCGUGAAAAUGUGGUGAUAACAAGUGAUCAACGAGUUGUAAACGCUUUCUCAGAGGAAUUUGAGAGAUUAUGGGAGGAGUAUGACCCUUCUCACAGAUCAUAG